This is a messenger RNA of Pungitius pungitius (ninespine stickleback), 2225 nucleotides long. It is a transcript of the gene ctdspla, whose product is annotated as CTD (carboxy-terminal domain, RNA polymerase II, polypeptide A) small phosphatase-like a. Gene Ontology annotation, molecular function: RNA polymerase II CTD heptapeptide repeat phosphatase activity. NCBI's taxonomy places the organism in Eukaryota, Metazoa, Chordata, Actinopteri, Perciformes, Gasterosteidae. Bases 508 to 1347 code for a protein of 279 amino acids. The transcript is spliced from 8 exons. The record is from RefSeq and is a predicted model, not a curated record.
GCGUGUUGUUGUAGUGAGCGCGCGUGGCACCGUGGCAGGAGGACGGUCGCCAUCUCUGCGUAAAAACCGUCGAACCGCAUCACGCUGUUCGACUUCGUGGUGUUUGUGUGUGUGUGUGUGCGAGAGAGGGGAGGGGGUCGAAGCCGGAGCGGGCGGGGUGCUGUGCUGCCUGCACGCAGGCGGACACACACACACACACACACACACCUCUUCGAUGCGGGACUGACGCUUUGUUUGUCUCCUGCACGUCGGACUGUCCCCUCGGAUGUUUUACGGACGCGUCUUUUCUCACUGACAUUUCGACUGGCUCGUGGGCUCCCCGCGUGGGUGCGGGUGUGCGGUGCGUGGGGGGCGGUGUGGGGGGAGCGGGAGUCGGGUGAAAAUGGGACUGAAUGCUUCGAACGAAAUGGGAUUUUAAUGCUGCGAGCAGCGGACGCUUCGUGCGCUCGGCGAUGUUUGCCAGGGAAUAAAAACGGUGCGGCCGAAGGUGCGUAACAUCUCGUUUCCAUGGACAACACGUCCAUAAUAACACAGGUUGCAAAUCCGAAAGAGGAGGAGAGCAUUUCUUCAAGUCCCGAUAAAGUCUCCCAGUCCAACUGCAGCCUGAAGAAGCACCGCAGCCGCGGCAUCUUCAGCCCGUUCCUCUGCUGCUUCCGCAAACACAAUGACUACAAUGUGGAGCCGCCACCCGCCAACAACAAGACGCUCUCUGUGCCCCCGCCGCCCGAAGAGAACGGCGGUCCCCCCAAGUGUGACCAGGUCCAGGUCAUCCCCAUCCCCAGUCCUCCAGACAAGUUCCUUCUGCCGGAGGUCGGUGUAGACGACUUUGGCAAGAACUGCGUGGUGAUCGACCUGGACGAAACCCUCGUGCACAGCUCCUUCAAGCCCAUCAGCAAUGCAGACUUCAUCGUUCCAGUGGAGAUUGAUGGGACUGUUCAUCAGGUGUAUGUGCUGAAGAGGCCCCACGUGGAUGAGUUCCUCCAGAGGAUGGGGGAGCUCUUUGAAUGCGUCCUCUUCACGGCGAGCCUAGCUAAGUACGCCGACCCUGUGGCCGACCUGCUGGACCAGUGGGGGGUGUUUCGUGCCCGCCUCUUCAGGGAGUCGUGUGUUUUCCACAGAGGGAACUACGUCAAAGACCUCAGCCGGCUGGGCCGGGAGCUCAGCAACGUCAUCAUCAUAGACAACUCGCCCGCCUCCUACAUCUUCCACCCGGAGAACGCAGUGCCGGUGCAGUCGUGGUUCGACGACAUGACGGACACGGAGCUGCUUGACCUCAUUCCUCUGUUUGAGGGACUCGGCAAGGAGGAGGACGUCUACAGCCUGUUACAGAGUCUGAGGAACAGGUAGCAGACGGCGGCUCCAACUUCCCUGGCCUCGCCGGCCUCUACGGAGAUGCCCGGACACCCCUCCCCCCACCGAGGGGCGCCGGGACUCCCAGCUCGGCUCUAAAUCGGAGCGCUUUGGAGUGGAAUCCAGAGGCCACAACUGUCAGGAUCCUCUUUCAGACUCUUUGUACAGGACUCGUACUGAUGAAAUAUUAUGUCACCCUAUGUACAUAAUAUAUGUUUCUAAGCAAGACUUACAUAAAGUAAUUUUUCUAUGAGACAGUGGAGGUUUUACUAUUCCAACAAGUAAUAUUUUAGUUACCAAAACAACAACAAUAGACUCUAUUCUUUUGUUGAGAAUGGGGGAGGUUUUGUUUGGUUGUGUAGAGCUGUGCUAUGCAGGUUGUUGUAUCUCGUCUGACCUUUCAUUCAAACAACUGUGAUUUAUCUUCUCUUACAGAAUGAAGUGCCUUCAUUACUGCGCUGAUUUUGUUGUGUCGGGUAAUGGGGAGCACAUUUUUAUGCUGCAUAUUGUCUCAAAUCUCCAAAUACAUAUGAACUACAGUAAAUCCUCUGGAGUUGGAAAUGUGUUCGACCUGGACAGUGUUUUGCUUGUGAAUUUAAUAAUAUUUAAUUGGUAAAUUUACCAAAGAUUUCGAAAAUUCAAUGCGAUGCGUGUUUAAAUGACGUCAUUUGAUCUCCGACACUGACUGUAAAUUAAAAGAAAAAAGAUUGAAACCCCACUUUAUAGAUGGAAAAAAAAUAAUCUUUGACAUCAUUGCAGUCCACCAAAAAAACAUUAAACCUUUGAGGAAGAUAGAAAAAUUAGCUUAGAUAACAUGGCAUUCUAUUUAUAGGGAAUGCUGAGGGGGGCGGGGGUGCAUUGUAAAGACUGCUGUU